AAUAAAAUUGAAGAUCAAACACAAAAAAAGAAUUUAAGAGCAGCAACACGAGCACUAAUUUCAGUUGUUUCAAUGUAUUUAAUGUCCAAAGUAUUACAAGUUGCUGUUACCUUCUUUGAAACAUUUUCACCCGAAAGACUUACUGAGGACGAGUUUCGUCCAAUUUAUUCUUAUGCCAACGAUAUUAUUCCUAUUUUGACAUUACUUUCGAGUACUCUUCGAUUUCCAAUUUAUUGUGUUUGUAAUAAACCAAUGCUUAUAGCUACUCGUGCAACUUUAAAAAGAAUUUUGCAUCGAACAACAAUUUCAGCACCUAAAAAGAAAAGAAAACGGCUCUCAUCAAGUUCAUUCUCAGAUUCUUCAAUUUCAUCAGAAAUACAUUCUGGAUGGCAUAAUAAUUAUCCUUCAUUAAUUUUAAAUAAACAAUUUAAAUUAAAAAAUAAAAAAGAAGAAAAUAAAAAUUGGAGAAAUGGGGGAAUUAAUUUAAAUAUUAAAAAUGAUUUUGUAGAAAAAGAAAAUUUAAAAAAAGUUUGUACAAUUGCAAGUCCAGAUGAAGACAAAACAACAGAAAAUGAAGAAGAGGAAGAAUUAUUUUCAUAUAUGUAG
Molecule: messenger RNA, 606 nt
Organism: Meloidogyne enterolobii
Lineage: Eukaryota; Metazoa; Nematoda; Chromadorea; Rhabditida; Meloidogynidae
Source: the annotation of a GenBank genome assembly